Molecule: messenger RNA, 923 nt
Organism: Pollicipes pollicipes
Lineage: Eukaryota; Metazoa; Arthropoda; Thecostraca; Pollicipedomorpha; Pollicipedidae
Product: transmembrane protein 254
Exons: 5
Coding region: 311-676 (121 amino acids)
Source: RefSeq, a predicted model, not a curated record
GCUGGUGACGUGGCACGGAAAGGUGGCCCGGACGCCACAUCCGCCGGUUGAGUGCAGCGGCUGAACGUUUUGCAUGCGGGGCAGAAAUCUGUCGGGUUAGCCUAGGGAGCGUGUUUAGCUUCGGGACGGAAGGGGGCGAUAGGGAACACCGACGGAAGCGACAUCUAUAUUGACCUCGGAACAGGCGGAGAGAUGUCGCGUUGGUAAGCGCUGUACAACAGAGCUACCUUAUCAGCGGAGCGAGGCAAUCACACGUAAACGGCGGACCGCCUGCCAACGAGACCUUCUGAACCAGUCGAGAGUGCACAAGAUGGCCGUGGCCAGUACAUACUUUCGCUGGGUGCAGCCGUCCAGUGUCAUAUUGACGGCUCUCCUCUUCUACGUACUCACGGCGGUGUGGCUGGGGCCGACCCUGGCGCCGGAGGCUUACCUCGGACCGGUGGCACGCCUGCUCCACGCUGCUCACGGUCACUUCAGCAACAACGCCAGACAAGGGCUGAUUGCCACCCCCGUGAUCCACGCGCUGGAGUGCAUGGUGGCCCUGCACCGUUGCCGUCGGCUGGGCAUCCGGGGCGCGACCACCGCCGCCUGGCUGCUCCAAACCCUGCUGUUCGGGAUCGGCUCUCUCAAGUUCCUGCUCUGGCCGAUAGAUGACUCUCACCAGAAGCGACAUUAACGCCGCCGGCGCCUCAUCUCGUCUGUCGCGAACAAUGCUGUUUUUUCGUGCCUGGUCGUGCGGAGAAGCGUCUUUCCGCCGUGACUGAAGGGCCGGUCACUGACUGCGCACCGCGCGGCUGUCCCUGUCAUGGUGUCCCGCCUGCGUGUGUGCAUGUGCACCUCUGUGAGACGCCGCGGGACUGUCCCUGUCAUGCUGUCCCACCUGUGUGUGUGUGUGUGUGUGUGUGUGUGUGUGUGUGUGUGUG